AGAGCGGAGCCUGUAGCCAGGCGCCAUCUUUGACGCUGGCAGUCUUGGUUUUCUGCUAGUGCUGCUGCUGCUGGGAGGACGACGGACGGCAGCGGCCAAGCAAGAAGAAAGACGUGGCAGCAAGCGGGAGUCGGGGAUAGUGUCAUCGGUUCGGUAAAGUUUCUGUUCUCUGGUAACUAGACCCGUUUUUUUGAUUCCCGGGUGGCUUGGGGCCGGGGAGGUGGGGGAGAGGGCGAGGGGAGUGGCAGCGGCCUCCCCUCGCCCCUGGGUCGCGGCCUAUCCCGGGAAGUCAGAGCGGAUCCUUCAGCUUCGCCGUAACGACCCCUCCCCCCCACCUCCCGGUCGCGGCCCUCGCCGGGGCUGGCUGGGAGCCCCAGGCUCCCGCUCACUUUUCCCAUCCUCCCCACCCCCACCCCGUUCACCCCACCCCCACGGCGCCUGCUCCUUUCCCAGCCAACCUUCCUCCCCUCCCCCACAUCCGGUGUUCGCUAAUCUCGAGGAGCCCGGAGCAGCCCCGAAAACCGACUGUUCCCCCGAAUCCCGAAGAGAGAACUGACACUAGAUUGCUUUCUUCGGGGCAACAGUUUCUCUAGUUGAGCGGACCCUCACUGCCUAAAUCAAUCAGACUGAGUGCCGGGCGCUGAAUUUACCUACUCUCAUUCCUCUCCAGGGUCCCGGUACUUUGGAGCUUGUCUCAAACUCCACAUACAGAAAGCCACCGACCUUAUUCCGGUAUCCUACACCCAUUCCCCACUCUCAUUACACUCCCACCCCUGGCCCUCAGCGUCGGAGUCAAGAGCAACAGGGACACUUCCGUUCUCCUUGUAGGACUGGUGAAACCGUAAUGAAGAACACCCCUAAACUCCCAUAAUCGGUGCGGAUUCCUAUGGGGAAGGCCUAUAUUGUUGACAUCUUCCAGGCCUUGGUUCUGGACCUUGAGAAAGAGGCUGUGGAACUAGAGAUAGCGAUGCUUUUUAGGGUAAAUGUAUGUAGGUAUUGGGGGAAGGGGAGGGAUCAAUCGAAAAAUGGAAGUGGUUUAAAGUUCAUAUUUCACUUUUUGCUAUCUCUAUAGCGUACAACUUGUGAGUUACUUACAGGCUGUAAAAGCUUCUCAAGUCUAAAAAUAUCUGAAAACUAAACUUGAAUUAACUCUUAAUACAAACAGUACUUUGAAAAUGCAGCAUUUAACCUUGUUUUAAAAUUUUUUUCUCAAAGCAUUUUUUUCCAGCCACUCACAUUUUAAAAGGUUGUAUUACUUUUAGUUAGAACUGAAAGGGCUCAACUAGCAUUUGCUGUGACCAGUAUGCGGAGUCUGUGUUGGCUUUCCAGAAUUGACUUUUUGGGUUGUAUUGGCAAAUCACAGUCCUAAAUGAUGAAUGUUGAAUGAUGCACUAUGUUUUUGUUUAAAUGAGAUUUCCUGAAAAUAGUUAAUUUCAGAAUUAAGGGAAAUUGAUGUCGCUAUCAUGAGGCAUCAUAAAAAUAUGUAUUUUACAAGGUGAAGGCAUUUCAAGUAGAUAUAGUUCUUGAUGAAGCAGGAAGAACAUGGAUCUGGGAUUUGGAAGACCUGGCUUCUAGCUGCUACUAACCAACUCUGUGACUCUGGGAAAGGGGGACUCAGUUCUUACUUCUGUAACAUGAGGACACUGGACUAUUUGAAUUCAGAACUUAGAAAAUUGGAAGGGACCUUAAAGCCCUCUAAGAAAGAGUUCGGGAAUGUUCUCCAUUGCUGUCAGUUUUCCUCCAAAAAUAACCUGGCUUGGAAGUUAUUGGUCCAGUGGGAAUUUGAUUCCCCAUAGAAACUGGAGAAAAGGUAAUGCAAGUAGAGAGGAACAGCUGUAUUUCUGCUUGAGUAAUAAACCCACUAACAGAUUCUGGUACGAAUUGUGGAGACAUAAAGAGAAUGAGUGUAUGUACUCUAAGUGUACCAGUUUCUUCACUCUCUCCUGGCAGAAGAUGCAACACUUUUAGUGAUUCUGGGAUUCUGGGAUGUGUUCCUAUUAAUUCUAAUACAGAUGAAGAAGAUGUGGUAGAGGAAAAGAUGGUAGCAGAAGGAGUGAAUAAAGAGGCAAAACAGCCUGCUAAAAAGAAAAGAAAGAAGGGUUUGCGAAUUAAGGGGAAAAGGCGUCGAAAAAAAUUGAUUCUUGCCAAAAAGUUUAGUAAGGAUUUGGGAUCUGGGAGGCCUGUUGCAGAUGCCCCUGCUUUGUUAGCUUCCAAUGACCCUGAGCAGGAUGAAGAAAGUCUUUUUGAGAGCAAUAUAGAAAAACAGAUCUAUCUACCUAGUACUAGAGCCAAGACCUCCAUUGUGUGGCACUUCUUUCAUGUUGACCCCCAGUACACCUGGCGGGCCAUUUGUAACCUCUGUGAGAAAAGCGUCAGCAGGGGUAAACCAGGUAGCCAUCUUGGUACAUCUACUCUUCAACGACAUCUGCAAGCAAGGCAUUCACCUCAUUGGACCAGGGCCAACAAGUUUGGAGUUGCUAGUGGAGAGGAGGACUUUACCUUGGAUGUGUCUUUAUCUCCCUCUUCUGGAAGCAAUGGAAGCUUUGAAUAUAUUCCUACUGAUCCAUUAGAUGAUAAUAGAAUGGGCAAGAAGCAUGAUAAAUCAGCAUCUGAUGCCCUAAGGGCAGAAAGAGGGAGAUUUCUCAUCAAAAGUAACAUUGUCAAGCAUGCUUUAAUUCCUGGAACUAGAGCCAAGACAUCUGCCGUUUGGAAUUUUUUUUACACUGAUCCUCAGCACAUCUCAAGAGCUGUGUGUAAUAUAUGUAAAAGAAGUGUGAGCCGGGGUAGGCCAGGGUCCCACUUAGGGACUUCAACACUUCAACGACACCUGCAAGCCACACAUCCUAUCCAUUGGGCUGUUGCCAACAAAGACAGUGGUGCUGUUGCAAAUGGAUUAGAUGAAGCUGAGACUGAGAGAAGUGAUCUCUUGAGUGAUACCUUGCAUGGAGAAAAGUCUACAGGCAGCCAAGAUUUAACAGCUGAGGACCUUAGUGACUCUGAUUCAGAUGAACCUAUGUUAGAGGUUGAAAACAGAUCUGAAAGUCCUAUUCCCGUUGCAGAGCAAGGCACUCUGAUGCGUGCGCAGGAGAGAGAAACAACAUGUUGUGGAAAUCCAGUCUCAAGUCACAUAAGUCAGGCAAUUAUCCAAAUGAUUGUGGAGGAUAUGCAUCCUUACAACUAUUUCUCAACCCCAGCCUUUCAGAGGUUCAUGCAGAUUGUGGCCCCUGAUUAUAGGUUGCCAUCAGAGACUUACUUUUUCACUAAGGCUGUACCUCAGUUAUAUGAUUGUGUCAGAGAAAAAAUUUUCUUAACUUUAGAGAAUGUUCAAAGCCAAAAGAUACACCUGACUGUUGACAUAUGGACCCAUGACCCAUCCACUGACUAUUUUAUUGUGACUGUACACUGGGUUUCUUUGGAAACUGCGUCUUUUCUCAAUAAUGGCAGGAUCCCCGAUUUUAGAAAGUGGGCAGUGCUUUGUGUUACAGGUUUGGCUAAAGACUGUUUGAUAACCAAUAUUUUACAAGAAUUAAAUGACCAGAUUGGUCUGUGGCUUUCUCCAAAUUUCCUUAUCCCUAGCUUCAUUGUUUCUGACAAUUCCUCUAAUGUGGUACAUGCAAUCAAAGAUGGUGGUUUUACCCAUGUGCCAUGCUUCCUGCAUUGUUUAAAUAUGGUCAUUCAGGACUUUUUCUGCGAGCACAAAAGCAUUGAGAAUAUGUUAGUGGCUGCCAGGAAAACUUGUCAUCAUUUUAGUCAUUCGGUCAAGGCCCGUCAGAUACUGCAAGAGUUCCAAAAUGAUCACCAACUUCCAUGGAAGAAUUUGAAGCAGGACGAAACUGGCCAUUGGAUUUCUACUUUUUAUAUGUUAAAAUGGCUCUUGGAGCAUUGCUACUCAGUUCACCAUAGUCUUGGUAGAGCCAGUGGAGUUGUGCUCACCUCCCUUCAGUGGACUCUAAUGACUUAUGUUUGUGAUAUUCUUAAGCCAUUUGAGGAGGCUACCCAGAAAGUGAGCGUGAAGACCGCAGGAUUGAAUCAGGUGCUACCCCUAAUCCAUCAUCUACUCCUUUCCCUGCAGAAACUCAGAGAAGAUUUUCAAGUCAGAGGUAUUACUCAGGCCCUCAAUCUGGUGGAUAGUUUAUCUCUGAAACUUGAAACAGAUACCCUACUAAGUGCCAUGCUUAAAUCCAAGCCCUGUAUCUUGGCUACUUUGUUAGAUCCUUGCUUUAAAAACAGUUUGGAAGACUUUUUUCCUCAAGGUGCUGAUUUAGAAACUUAUAAGCAGUUCCUUGCAGAAGAGGUCUGUAAUUAUAUGGAAUCUUCACCAGAGAUCUGCCAAAUUCCAACUUCAGAAGCUUCUUGUCCCUCAGUUACAGUGGGAGCUGAUUCAUUUACCUCAUCUCUAAAAGAAGGCACCUCCAGUUCAGGUUCUGUUGAUAGCUCAGCUGUAGACAAUGUUGCCCUUGGAAGCAAAAGCUUCAUGUUCCCUUCUGCUGUAGCAGUUGUGGAUGAGUACUUCAAAGAGAAGUAUUCAGAGUUCUCAGGAGGUGAUGACCCUUUAAUUUACUGGCAGAGGAAGAUAAGCAUAUGGCCGGCUUUGACCCAGGUUGCCAUCCAGUAUCUAAGUUGCCCCAUGUGUAGUUGGCAAUCUGAAUGUAUCUUUACUAAAAAUAGCCACUUUCAUCCAAAACAGAUCAUGAGCCUGGACUUUGACAAUAUAGAACAACUGAUGUUUCUGAAAAUGAACUUGAAAAAUGUUAACUACGAUUAUUCUACGUUGGUUCUGAGCUGGGAUCCUGAGCAGAAUGAAGUUGUUCAAAGCAGUGAAAAAGAAAUACUGCCUUAAUUUCUUUUUCUCCAUUUAAAAUGGGCAACUUUUUGCUGUGUUACUGUAUCUUAAUAGCUGUAGUUGUUAAAUAUAAUCAUUAUCUUUAUAAACACAUCUGGGGAAACCUGAAAUCACACAAGGGCUGAAAAUUCCUCAGAGGCAAUAUAAUUUUGAUAAAAUGAAGAUUAAAGAUUUCAUAGCUAUAACUGUGGCGCUAGCACUUGAAAAUUUUGCUUAUACCAAUGAGAGAGAAGAUAUUUUUAAUUAAAAAAAAUAUAGUGCAGCAUUGAAAGGCCUUAGGCUUUCUUCCUGGUAGAUUGAACUAGUAAUUGGUUUUAAGUAAAACUUCCCCCACCAUGGGAAAUUUUAUUGCUCUGAAAUCAACGAAAUGAGAAAAAAGUACACUGGCUGGCAUUCCUCCUGCCCCUGUUUUUCUGUUUCCUUAAAAACCCUGAUGCUUAAUUACAACUUGGCAAAAAGAAAACCCGUGAAAUUGUUUUAUAUUUGGAAAUUUCUAAUUGCCUCCUCAUACUGGUCAGCUUUAUAAUUUCAAAUUGUUGAGUGUGAUAGUGUUACCCUUUAGAAUUGGAUCUUAUAUAAAAGGGAAAUAUUAGAAAACAAUUAGGAAAAUAUACUUUUAGUCUUUGAAAUGCCUGUUUUAACCUUUAUAAAAUAUUAUAAAAAUAGAUUGUGUAGGUACUUUCAAAUAAUUUAUGGGUAAAAACAGACUAAAAUGUUUGCAAGAAUUGGAAAAGGUUGAAUGGGAAUUGUAAUGAGAGCCCUUUGAACAUGCUUGGAAAAACCCAGUAGACAUUUCCCAAAGAUUGUUUCUGUAAUUUUAGGUAAUCUUUUUAAAAACAUACUUAAUGACCCAUUAUACUGUAUUAACUGUGCGGUUGUUUUGGCCACUGAAUUCUUAAUGAAAACUAAGCAGUCGGUAUUUUUAUGUGUUAGGAAUCAUUGGUGAAAUGAGUGAAUUGAUCUCAUUUUAAGAUCCCUUUCUACUCUGAAAGUAUGUUUCUGAGAUUGAGUAGGAGGCCAGAAAAUGAUGACUUUUAGUAAAAGUCUAUUAAAAGUUUCAGACUGAAUAACUAAUGUGAGAUCCCAAUUUUUCCUUUUUUUCAUUUUAGAUUUGGGGAUAUUCCCUGCCCAAAAAAUUCCUGGAAAAUUGACUAGUAUUAAGUGUGAGUAAAAGGUGUCCACUUUUUUUUAAGUUUUGAUUUUAGUUUUGUCUUGGAUAGUAUUUGGCAAGAUUUAGCCUAGAAAUUAUGUAGUAUUUAUUACAUAAGAAUCAAAAUUGCUUUGUUACUGGGCUGGUUUCAAAGUUUAGAACUCAUUUCUAUGUAUCAAAAUCGGGUUUUUUUUGGUUUUGAUUUUUUUUUUUUUUAAAUUCUUAAAUGGUAAAUAUGCCAUUGUGAAAUGAAAUCUCAACUCCAAAAGUUUACCCUUUUACUAACUGGAGUAAAUGUAUACUUACAAAGUCUUUAGCUGUAGCCAUUAGUAGUAAAGAAUUUGGACCUAGGCUGCGUAAGCAAGCCUUUCCAGGGCCACUAUUUAAUGGCAAACCAGUGAUACUGGUGUUGAUACAAAAUAAGAAAUAAAUUUUCCCUUAGAUAAAGCUUUCUGUGUUUUGACAGUGCCAGUUUAGAAUGGCUAUAAUGCUGCUCUGCCUUCUACAGCUUGCUGCACCACUCUGUAGUUACUCUAUUACCAUACGUUUCUAUCUUUUUUGGUUAAACACUCCCUGAUGACGAUGAUGGAUAUAUAUACAUACAUCCAUAUUAUACAUAAUGAUAUAUGUGUAAGGAUUUACCUUCGUCUUUAUUUUGUGGGCUGGGCAAAAUUUAGUGUAACAAUAACUUCAUGAUACUUUGGUAUAAGAGUAAGUUCUUUAUUUUUAUAAUGAACCCAAAUCUAAAGUCUUUUAUAGUGCAUUUUAAAAGGGGAAACUUAUCCAAAUGUUAUAUUUCUAUACAUUUUUGUGUAUAUGUGUGUGUGUAUAAGCCAGUUAGUAUAUAUCUGUAUGUAUAUUAUAUACAUAAAACACUAUAUUUUUACAUACAAGUAUGCUUUUAUUAUACAGAUAAUAAAGAUGGGGGAAGGUUUCUGUUUUUUUCUUAAUAGGUGAAGAAAUCUUGAAGACCAGAAAUUGGAUCUUACUGAAAAACUGAUGUUUUUUUGUUUUUUUUUUAAAUUAUAUUGUUCAGCUAUGGAAGAUGGAGUUUUUUUUCAUGAUCCUUUAACUCUCAAGUUCAUCUUUAAAUGAACUCUUUUUUUUUGUUUUUUUUUUGUUUUGUUUUGUUUUGUUUUUGAGGAGAUAACUAACCCUAGCUGUCUCCAGUCUGACAAAGGUUAUUUGAAUGGACUUAAUCUCCCAGUAGUUGGGAGAUGUUUUAAAAACACAUGCUGUGUUUGAAUUGUGGCUGAGAGGUUUUCUUGGCAAUGUGAGGAGGAAAUUUUUUUCUGCCUCAUUAUUAUUAAUUCAUGGAUUGAGUGUUGGUUCGACCUACAGGCGUAAUAGAUUGGAACUCAGUGAAGACACAGAUGUUCCUGUUCAGAGCAACCAGCUAAUGAUUACAGUUUAAAGACAAUUUCUGUGAUCAAGUUGUCAUUUGGAAGAUUAAACCCAUUUCACGAGGACUUGGAGCCUGGUCCUUGCUUUGAGGAAGCAGUGGCUUGUUUCAAGAAGCCACUUCUGAUCUAAGAAUCUACCCAGCAUGCCUAAUCAAGGAGAAGACUGCUAUUUUUUUUUCUAUUCCACAUGUACCAAAGGUGACAGCUGCCCAUUCCGUCACUGUGAAGCUGCAAUAGGAAAUGAAACUGUUUGCACAUUAUGGCAAGAAGGGCGCUGUUUUCGACAGGUGUGCAGGUUUCGGCACAUGGAGAUUGAUAAAAAACGCAGUGAAAUUCCUUGUUAUUGGGAAAAUCAGCCAACAGGAUGUCAAAAAUUAAACUGCGCUUUCCAUCACAAUAGAGGACGAUAUGUUGAUGGCCUUUUCCUACCUCCGAGCAAAACUGUGUUGCCCACUGUGCCUGAGUCACCAGAAGAGGAAGUGAAGGCUAGCCAACUUUCAGUUCAGCAGAACAAAUUGUCUGUCCAGUCCAAUCCUUCCCCUCAGCUGCGGAGCGUUAUGAAAGUAGAAAGUUCCGAAAAUGUUCCUAGCCCCACGCAUCCACCAGUUGUAAUUAAUGCUGCAGAUGAUGAUGAAGAUGAUGAUGAUCAGUUUUCUGAGGAAGGUGAUGAAACCAAAACACCUACCCUGCAACCAACUCCUGAAGUUCACAAUGGAUUACGAGUGACUUCUGUCCGGAAACCUGCAGUCAAUAUAAAGCAAGGUGAAUGUUUGAAUUUUGGAAUAAAAACUCUUGAGGAAAUUAAGUCAAAGAAAAUGAAGGAAAAAUCUAAGAAGCAAGGUGAGGGUUCUUCAGGAGUUUCCAGUCUUUUACUCCACCCUGAGCCCGUUCCAGGUCCUGAAAAAGAAAAUGUCAGGACUGUGGUGAGGACAGUAACUCUCUCCACCAAACAAGGAGAAGAACCCUUGGUUAGAUUGAGUCUUACUGAGAGACUGGGGAAACGAAAAUUUUCAGCAGGCGGUGACAGUGAUCCUCCAUUAAAGCGUAGCCUGGCACAGAGGCUAGGGAAGAAAGUUGAAGCUCCAGAAACUAACAUUGACAAAACACCAAAGAAAGCUCAAGUUUCCAAGUCUCUUAAGGAGCGAUUAGGCAUGUCAGCUGAUCCAGAUAAUGAGGAUGCAACAGAUAAAGUUAAUAAAGUUGGUGAGAUCCAUGUGAAGACAUUAGAAGAAAUUCUUCUUGAAAGAGCCAGUCAGAAACGUGGAGAAUUGCAAACUAAACUCAAGACAGAAGGACCUUCAAAAACUGAUGAUUCUACUUCAGGAGCAAGAAGCUCCUCCACUAUCCGUAUCAAAACCUUCUCUGAGGUCCUGGCUGAAAAAAAACAUCGGCAGCAGGAAGCAGAGAGACAAAAAAGCAAAAAGGAUACAACUUGCAUCAAGCUAAAGAUUGAUAGUGAAAUUAAAAAAACAGUAGUUUUGCCACCCAUUGUUGCCAGCAGAGGACAAUCAGAGGAGCCUGCAGGUAAAACAAAGUCUAUGCAGGAGGUGCACAUCAAGACGCUGGAAGAAAUUAAACUGGAGAAGGCACUGAGGGUGCAGCAGAGCUCUGAGAGCAGCACCAGCUCCCCGUCUCAACACGAGGCCACUCCAGGGGCAAGGCGGCUGCUGCGAAUCACCAAAAGAACAGGGAUGAAAGAAGAGAAGAACCUUCAGGAAGGAAAUGAAGUUGAUUCUCAGAGCAGUAUUAGAACAGAAGCUAAAGAGGCUUCAGGUGAGACCACAGGAGUUGACAUCACUAAAAUUCAAGUCAAGAGAUGUGAGACCAUGAGAGAGAAGCACAUGCAGAAACAGCAGGAGAGGGAAAAAUCAGUCUUGACACCUCUUCGGGGAGAUGUAGCCUCUUGCAAUACCCAAGUGGCAGAGAAACCAGUGCUCACUGCUGUGCCAGGAAUCACACGGCACCUGACCAAGCGGCUUCCCACAAAGUCAUCCCAGAAGGUGGAGGUAGAAACCUCAGGGAUUGGAGACUCAUUAUUGAAUGUGAAAUGUGCAGCACAGACCUUGGAAAAAAGGGGUAAAGCUAAACCCAAAGUGAACGUGAAGCCAUCUGUGGUUAAAGUUGUGUCAUCCCCCAAAUUGGCCCCAAAACGUAAGGCAGUGGAGAUGCACGCUGCUGUCAUUGCCGCUGUGAAGCCACUCAGCUCCAGCAGUGUCCUACAGGAACCCCCAGCCAAAAAGGCAGCUGUGGCUGUUGUCCCGCUUGUCUCUGAGGACAAAUCAGUCACUGUGCCUGAAGCAGAAAAUCCUAGAGACAGUCUUGUGCUGCCUCCAACCCAGUCCUCUUCAGAUUCCUCACCCCCGGAGGUGUCUGGCCCUUCCUCAUCCCAAAUGAGCAUGAAAACUCGCCGACUCAGCUCUGCCUCAACAGGAAAGCCCCCACUCUCUGUGGAGGAUGAUUUUGAGAAACUAAUAUGGGAGAUUUCAGGAGGCAAAUUGGAAGCUGAGAUUGACCUGGAUCCUGGGAAAGAUGAAGAUGACCUUCUGCUUGAGCUAUCAGAAAUGAUUGAUAGCUGAAGGUGGUAGUGAGGACACUUUAAAAAAAAAAUCGCCAAAAAACUGGACUUAGUUUCAUCUAUUGUAACAUUUACCUGAGAUGAUCAUUUCUUUAGUCUAGAAUUUGCCCCAAAUCAGAAGUAUACCUCUGAAUUAUCUGUAUGUGUCCUGGAUUCCUUGGGGUCAGAUUUUUAAAGUUACUUUAUAACCAUUUUGUCCAUUUGAUGCCAUUGUUUAUCAUCUUUUGAGAAAAAAGUUCUGUCAUACCCUUCUCUCCACAAAAAAGAGACUGAGAGGGAGAUCAAGUGAAAGGGUGCAAGCGAACUUAGUGACUCCUUGAGGUGUUUGUCAGUUUUGGCUUUUUUCUUCUUUGUUGUAUUCUUUAUGUAUUGUCUUGAUGUACUUAAUAUUACCUGAGUUUGAAAUGGAUGAAGACAGCUGCUACCAUUAAGGACCAAAUUUUAUGCUACCACUAAACAAAAAUACCCACUCAGUCUGUGUUAAAUUGUAUGUCUUUUUAAAGGUAUUUAAAGAUUCAACUAAGCUUUAAAGAGGGCUGAGCAGCUCAGGAAGCCUGUAAUGUGGGCAUAACUCUUUGGACCUGAUCUUGAUGCUUCUGCUGCUCUGUUAGCCUCUGAAGAGCAAUAUCUAAUUUAUUAUUACUGUAAUUUUUUAAAAGGCUUUAAAGUGCCUCAGGGGUCCCCUGAAACUAAUUUUCUAUUUCUGGGAUUCCCUGGAUUCAUUAUAUGAGAUGGUGACAUGAUUAGAGGAAUUCUUUUUUAGUAUGAAAAUUGUCCUUUUUCUUCUUCAGUACUUGCCUCCUUGCUGGCAUUGAAUUAACACAGGGACAAAAUUUGGUUAAUUUUUUAUUUCUAACUCUCCCAACAAACCCCUGUUGCCCAGUAUUUGUUUGGUGGCCUUUAACCACCUGAGGGAAAAAAUGAGCUUAUUCAAGCUGCCAAUAUUUAUCUAUGGGCUGUAGCAGUACACUGAAUUGUACUGUGCCAGGGAUAUUGAGAUGCUCUGGGGGUGUAUUGUAUACCUGCCAGUUUUCUUCAUUUCUGAAUUGAGUUUUCUUUUCUUGAUGUUGGUUUCCUUCAUAUCACCUCAAGGUUUAGAUUUGUGAAGGAAUAAGCAUGAUGGAAAUAAUAGUCUUGAAAGGAGAUAUGUUGUAUAUAAUCAGGAGGAAGAGGAAGGAAGGACUUACCCAUUUUGAUAUUUUGCUGUAGGUGGCCAGUUUUGUUUCUCAUAGGGAAAUCUGACCCACCUGUCAUGUUGGCUCCUAAGGAACUGCUGUUGUAAGCGGCUCAUCAAGAGUUGAACUUCACGUAGCCUUGUUGGGAAUAUGGAAAAGGAAGAAAGCCACAGGACUGCCCAUUCAGUCUUGGGAAGAUUGGGAUGAUUCUGCACAAGCAAAAAUGACUGAAGUUUAUGUAUAGACACACCUCUACCAAUCCAUCUUCAGCUGACUGAAUGUUGUAUGAUAGCCCUUCUCCAAAGCAGAGGUAGAAUGUUCAGGUUUCACCAUGGAUUUUCUACUUAUUUCGUUUUUGGAAUCAGCUUACAGAUUCCAGGUCCCUUUUGUAUAUAUUCUUUAUUCUUUUGCUUUUUUAAAAAAUAAUUUUGUUUCAUAUUUAAAGCACUUGUAUUAGUCAAUGUUUCGUGUUCCGCAUUAUUUGAACCAUUUGCCCUUACAGAAAGAGAAAUACUUGUUUGUGUUUUAAAUAAAACUGAUGUAGGAAAGUC
Molecule: messenger RNA, 11697 nt
Organism: Homo sapiens (human)
Lineage: Eukaryota; Metazoa; Chordata; Mammalia; Primates; Hominidae
Gene: ZBED6
Product: zinc finger BED-type containing 6
Exons: 17
Coding region: 1901-4840 (979 amino acids)
Biological process (GO): negative regulation of muscle cell differentiation; negative regulation of DNA-templated transcription; regulation of insulin secretion involved in cellular response to glucose stimulus
Cellular component (GO): cytoplasm; nucleus; nucleolus
Molecular function (GO): DNA binding; protein dimerization activity; transcription cis-regulatory region binding
Source: RefSeq, marked reviewed